ACAAUUUUCCACGUGGAAAAUCCCAGACACAAAUUUUUAUUUUUUGAUUUUAUUUUCAUAAAAUUUUCCGUGCAAAUUGUCGGAAUUUCUAACCUCCCUUCUCACUUUCCCCGUCUCUCUCCUCUUUUUUCAUUUUAUUUCUCAACUAUAUCCGAAUAUCCGACGCUAAUUGAAGAAGAUACUUUCACAAUUAACCCUAAUUCUUCGCUCAUUUUCAUCAAAUUAUCUUCAAUUGAGGGUUUCGGCGUUAUCGGUUUGAAUAGUGUGGAAUUUGAAAUUGAGCUAUGAUUUUGGGCGAAUUUUGAGUGUAUCAAUCAUCAAACAAACAAUGGCACUUACUGGUUCCUUGCAAUUAUCUCCUUCAUUGGGGAUUUGCAAGAGCCAAGAGCGAAGUAGACAAUUUAAGUAUGUUACAGGAAGAGGGAAUCAGCAUUUGCUCUUCAGUACGUUAUCUUCAUGUGCUUCUAGACAAGAUUCAUGGACACAUCGGUUAUCAUCUAGUGUAAAUAAACCACUAUGUAGCCUGCCUUACAGGUGCAGUGUCCUGAAAUGCCAUUCUUUUCUAUUUUUGGGUCACAAUGUUUCAAUUCCUAGCAUGGAGACUGCUUCUGUGGCAUUGACAAGGUCAUGCAAUGCUUUACAAGCUAGUCCCCUUCUCAAUAAAUUGGUUCCAGCUGUUGGCAUUAUCAUAUUCACUCUAUGGGGUUUGGGGCCACUCAUGCGAAUGAGCAGAAAUAUUUUCUUAAAGAAAACUGACAGCACUUGGAAGAAAAGUACAACAAACCUUGUUUUGACAUCUUAUCUGCAACCCAUGUUGCUGUGGACUGGCUUAUUUCUUAUAUGCAGGGCUUUGGAUCCUAUUGUAAUGCCUACAGAAGCUAGCGAGCUUGUCAAGCAACGAUCUCUGAGUUUCGUGAAGUCACUCUCAACAGUUCUGGCAUUCGCCUACUGUUUGUCAAGUGUGAUUCAACAAGUUCAGAAAUACUUGAUGGAGGCAAAUGAUCCCUCUGAUGCACGAAAUAUGGGUUUUCAAUUUGCUGGGAAAGCUGUAUACUCUGCAGUUUGGGUUGCAGCGGUUUCAUUGUUCAUAGAGCUGUUGGGUUUCUCUACACAGAAGUGGAUGACUGCUGGAGGCCUUGGAACUGUGCUGCUGACACUUGCUGGACGUGAGAUAUUUACAAAUUUCUUGUCAAGUAUAAUGAUUCAUGCUACACGACCAUUUGUAUUGAAUGAAUGGAUUCAAACAAAAAUUGAAGGGUAUGAAGUCUCGGGCACUGUUGAGCAUGUGGGGUGGUGGUCACCGACAAUUAUAAGGGGGGAAGAUCGUGAGGCAGUUCAUAUUCCUAACCAUAAGUUCACAGUGAAUGUGGUGAGAAAUCUCAGUCAAAAAUCUCAUUGGCGAAUCAAAACCCAUCUUGCAAUCAGUCACCUUGAUGUUAGUAAAAUUAAUAAUAUUGUUGCAGACAUGCGUAAAGUCUUGGCCAAGAAUCCUCAAGUUGAACAGCAAAAGCUUCAUAGAAGAGUAUUUUUGGAAAACAUCAAUCCUGAAAAUCAAGCUCUUCUGAUAUUGAUUUCCUGUUUCGUGAAGACGUCACACCAUGAAGAGUAUUUGUGUGUUAAGGAAGGUAUAUUGUUGGAUCUUUUGAGGGUCGUCAGCCAUCACAGGGCUCGACUUGCCACACCAAUUAGGACUAUACAGAAGUAUUAUAAUGAGCCUGAUUUGGACAACAUGUCAUUUUCAAGUUCAUUUUUCACUCGUGGUGGACCCGUGUCAAAAAGCCAAAUGCUUCUCAUUGAACCUCCUUACAAGAUAAAUGGAGAAGAUAAGUCAAAAUCUCAGGCUCGUACAGUUCGUGGAAUCGGAGAGCAAGACAGUCGUGGCACAGGACAGCCACCAGGAGAACAGAAGACUGACGAAAGUAAAGUCAAAGGAACAUCAGCACCUGACUUAGAUAAGAAAGAAAACGUUAAACAUGGCAACAAGGCUGAGGGUAAAGUGGGCGAGACUUUGCAUUCGAGAUCGAAAGAUGAAAACAAGGCUUCUGUGGCUUCCAAAAUGGAUUGGAAGGCUGAUAGCAAGCCUACUGGAAAUUCUACAUCUAGGCCCAUCUUGGAGUUGGAAAAGGACACAACGGAUGCUGCAGGCUCACAGUCCAAAACUGCAGGCUCCGUUGAAAACACAUCGAAGAAUUCGGAGAAUGUACUACCACCAUUGAAUACUGAAACUCAUGUUAUUAAUGACAAAACAACCGGCUCUCAGUCCAAACAGGUAGAGAAAUCGACAUCAUCUGAAUCAUCCAAACAAACAUCAGCUUCCUUGGAAGAGAAUAUAGUUCUUGGGGUUGCAUUGGAGGGGUCAAAGAGAACCCUGCCUAUAGAGGAUGAGCUUGAUUCACCUCCAACUCCAGCAGAGGCUAAAGAUUUAGCUGCACGGAGUAGUGGACCUGGAAAUUCUGCAGGAGAGAAGGAUGGAAAAGACAAGUAGGAAAGUAAUUAUUUCAAUUGACCUUUGCUUGCACAAACUAAUCCCUCAAGCUUCGUUGGGCUUCAUUGCUCCUUGUAAAUCGUUAAAGAGCUAGUUUACCAUUUCAUUGCCAGUUGGGUGUGGUAUUUGUUUGACACCGAACUGGCAAGUUGUCAGGUGUUGAUAUGCAAUUAUUAGGAGUCUACAGUGUUUAGAUUUGUGUCAUAGCAGAUUUGCAGUUCUCUGGUGUUGAGACUGCACAUUCUUCAUCAAUCUCCUCCAAAUUGUUCCAUAUUAAGCUCCAGUGUCAUAUCCAUUCUGGGUAGUAAAGUUGAUGUUGAGGUAGGAAGAUAUAUUUUGAUUCCAGUAUCCGGAGUAUCAAUUACCAAUGAUUCAUUCUUAUAUUGUGUGGUUCAAGUUCGGCCGUUCAAGUAAAAAAGUAAGCUGCUCUAUAUAUGCACCUGGUUCCUGUUUGGAUGAUAUAAAAGUACUCAUUUGCAUUUUUUGUGAAGUGUAGAACAUUGUAAAGUUGUUUGGUUCACAAAAAUGCAAGUUUUUUUUUUUUUUUUUUAGCAAAAUGGCUGAAACUGUUGCCUAAUCAUUCUUGUGUAAUUUUACACAGCUAAUUUGGUACGAGACUUUUUGUAGGAAUCUCAUAAUAUGAACUAACUUAGUGUCUCCUCAUUUA
This is a messenger RNA of Chenopodium quinoa (quinoa), 3152 nucleotides long. RefSeq names its product mechanosensitive ion channel protein 2, chloroplastic-like. Gene Ontology annotation, biological process: transmembrane transport. Gene Ontology annotation, cellular component: membrane. The coding region runs from base 329 to 2485 and encodes 718 amino acids. Lineage: Eukaryota; Viridiplantae; Streptophyta; Magnoliopsida; Caryophyllales; Amaranthaceae. The record is from RefSeq and is a predicted model, not a curated record. The transcript has 14 exons.